This is a messenger RNA of Solanum stenotomum, 1631 nucleotides long. Its product is annotated as G2/mitotic-specific cyclin-2-like. Lineage: Eukaryota; Viridiplantae; Streptophyta; Magnoliopsida; Solanales; Solanaceae. Gene Ontology annotation, molecular function: cyclin-dependent protein serine/threonine kinase regulator activity. Gene Ontology annotation, biological process: mitotic cell cycle phase transition; regulation of cyclin-dependent protein serine/threonine kinase activity. The record is from RefSeq and is a predicted model, not a curated record. Gene Ontology annotation, cellular component: cytoplasm; centrosome; cyclin-dependent protein kinase holoenzyme complex. The transcript has 11 exons. Bases 115 to 1440 code for a protein of 441 amino acids.
UGUUGUGUCUAAGCUUAAUUCUUUAUUAUUUUUCUUGGUUCAGAUUGAUGGGUCAUUCAAUUUUUCAAUUGGGUUUUUGAUUUUGUUUUUGUUUUGUGGAUUGGUGCAGUGAAGAUGGCUGGAUCAGAUGAGAACUACCCAGGAGUGAUUAGGCCUUCAAAUCUUCAAGGGGGAUUGAGGCCUGGUGUUGGAGGAAAAGUGACUGGAGGGUUGGGGCAAAAUAGGAGGGCACUAAGCACAAUCAAUAGGAAUGUAAUGGGAGCUCCCCCAUUACACUGUGCUGUUGUUCAUAAGAGAAAUGACAUUACCGAAAACAAAACCAAUGCUGCUACUAACAAGAUCCCUCCUGUUCCGAUUCAUCGUCCAAUCACAAGGAAGUUAGCUGCGCAAAUUGCAAGCAAACAGCAUCAACCAGCAGUCGAGGUAACAAAGCCACCAGUCCCAGUGGUACCAAUUAGAAAUGAAUCAGCAGACUGCAUUAUUAUAGAUGCUGAAGAAUACAAGACCACUGGUAAUUCCGCUGUGCCAAUGUUUGUGCAACAUACAGAAGCAAUGAUGGAGGAAAUUGAUAGGAUGGAUGAGGAAAUAGAGAUGGAAGAUGCAGAAGAUUGGUCAAUUGUGGACAUAGACAGUCCUGAUAAAAAGAACUCACUUGCAGUAGUGGAAUACAUCGACGACAUCUAUGCUUACUACAAGAAGGCUGAGAUCGUUAGCUGCGUCCCUCCAAACUAUAUGGAACAACAAUUUGAUAUCAAUGAGAGGAUGAGAGGCAUCCUCAUUGACUGGCUGAUUGAGGUACACUACAAGUUUGAACUGUUGGAGGAGACUUUGUAUUUGACUGUGAAUCUCAUCGAUAGAUUCCUGGCAGUUCAGUCAGUGAUAAGGAAAAAGCUUCAACUUGUUGGAAUAACAGCUAUGCUUCUUGCCUGCAAAUAUGAAGAGGUUUCUGUACCUGUAGUGGAGGAUCUAAUUUUGAUCUCUGACAGAGCUUACACCAGAAAAGAAGUGCUUGAAAUGGAAAAGUUGAUGGUUAAUGCCUUACAGUUCAACAUGACGGUGCCUACAGCAUAUGCAUUUAUGAGGCGGUUUCUUAAAGCCGCUCAAUCUGAUAAGAAGGUGGAGCUCGUGUCGUUCUUCUUGAUUGAGCUAUGUCUAGUUGAGUAUGAAAUGCUUCGAUUCCCACCAUCAAUGCUUGCAGCUGCUGCUAUCUUUACUGCACAAUGCACUCUCGGUGUGUCUAAGGAGUGGAAUAAAACCUGUGAGAGGCAUAGCAGCUAUGUCAAAGAUCAACUUUUGGAAUGCUCGAAAUUGAUGGUUUGUUUCCAUCAGAAGGCAGCAAUUGGGAAGCUUACUGGCGUGCACCGAAAGUACAGCACUUCUAAAUAUGGCUAUGCUACUAGAUGUGAACCAGCUUCUUUUCUAUUAGAAGCAUGGUUUUAGGGGAUUGUCUAGGAGGAACACAUGAUGAAACUGCAUGCUUGCAGUAGUAUAUGUGUUCAGUUUUUUUAAUGCAAUUGUUGAUGAGCAACAUAAGUUGCCCCAGGCUCUGGGGGAAGGGGAGGGUGUUUGAGUUCUUUUGCUACUGAGAAAACUUUGUUUAUGGUUUUUCAUGUCAUGUACAUUGUUGGAAU